CCCCGUGUCGCCGGUGUCACAACGGCCGGGGGGGGCGAUGGCGGCGCUGCCCGCCCUGCUGCUGCUGCUCGUGCCCCUGGCGGCGCUGGCGGCGCUGGCCGCGCUCCUCCUGCUGCCCAGCUACGACAUCCCGCCCGGCGUUAACCAGCCCGGCAAGCUGCGCCUGGUGCUCGCCGUCCUGCUGGGCACCGCCGCGCUGGGAAGAAUUUUGGAGAAGACUGGACUUUGCAGUCAGAUCACUUUUGGCCGAUACGUGCGACAGGGACGGAAACUAGGGCUGGACCCAAAGCUCUUUAUCCAGGACCUGCAGUUUAACAAAGUACCUGUGAGGGUUUAUCAGCCUAAAGCUAAUUCUGACGGGCGAAGGAGAGGUAUCAUCUUCUUUCACGGAGGAGGCUGGGUAUUCGGAAGUCUUGAUACAUAUGAAAAAGUCUGCCGCUACCUAUCCAGAGAAAGUGAAUCGGUAGUUGUCUCUGUUCAGUACCGUUUAGCUCCUGAACACAAAUAUCCGGCUGCGUAUGAAGAUUGCCUUGAUGUCACUGUACACUUUAUGAACAACACAGAGCACUAUGGGGUGGAUCCUGCCAGUGUAAUUGUCUGUGGGGACAGUGCUGGGGGCAAUUUGGCAGCCGCUGUCAGCCAGACCCUUGCAGGUCAAUCGAACCUCCCCAGACUGCGUGCUCAGGUCCUGAUCUACCCAGGCCUUCAGGCACUGGACUUCAAUUUACCAUCCUACCAUCAAAAUCGAGGAGUCCCUCUCCUAUUUCGAGAACGUGCUGCUUUCUUUGCUUUGCAGUACCUGAACGGGCAUGCGUUGCAUAUGCAAGAGGUUUUGGAGGGCUCUCAUAUUCCUCCUGAUAUGAGGCUGAAGUACAGGAAGUGGGUGAGUCCAGAUAAUAUCCCUGAAAAAUUUAAGGUCAGAGGUGUGAAGCCACUUCGGCCCACUGAUUUUAUAGCUGAAGUUUAUGAGACCGUGAAAAGAUUCUGUGAGCCCAACCUGUGCCCACUGUUGGCCGAAGAUGCUGUUGUUCACCAGUUGCCCGAGUCCUUCAUCCUGACAUGCGAAUAUGAUGUGCUGAGGGACGAUGGCUUGCUUUACAAGAAGAGACUGGAGGACAACGGGGUUCGAGUGACCUGGUACCACCUUGAAGAUGGAUUUCACGGAAUCAUAAGCCUAUAUGAUUAUUGUGGUUUCUCAUUUCCAUCUGGGAAAAGAGGACUGGACAGCAUUGUUAACUUCCUGAAAACCUUAUAAGUAAACAUUUUAGAUUCCAUGAGUCUGUUUAUGCCUCAAUCUAGGAAAAUAUCUUUUUAGGAUAUUUAAUAUCAGGUGAUGCAUAGUCAAUCAAGGGCAGCCAUUAACAACGAUAAACGAGGCUCAUCAGAACCUCAUUCCAGCUGUUAGCUGGAACAUGGAAUAUGCAGACUUUAUUCGAGCGUGUACCAUGCUGCAAGCCCUUAUCUUUAGCGAUGUCAAUAAAGAAGAACAUUACCUUG
This is a messenger RNA of Cuculus canorus (common cuckoo), 1497 nucleotides long. Its product is annotated as arylacetamide deacetylase-like 4. Bases 38 to 1255 code for a protein of 405 amino acids. Gene Ontology annotation, cellular component: membrane. The record is from RefSeq and is a predicted model, not a curated record. NCBI's taxonomy places the organism in Eukaryota, Metazoa, Chordata, Aves, Cuculiformes, Cuculidae. The transcript has 4 exons. Gene Ontology annotation, molecular function: carboxylic ester hydrolase activity.